Mytilus trossulus (common blue mussel) is the source of this 548-nucleotide messenger RNA. RefSeq lists its product as uncharacterized. Bases 74 to 487 code for a protein of 137 amino acids. Lineage: Eukaryota; Metazoa; Mollusca; Bivalvia; Mytilida; Mytilidae. The transcript has 4 exons. The record is from RefSeq and is a predicted model, not a curated record.
CAUUAUAUAACACAGAGGAGGUCAGUUUGUAUCUCGGUGUCUUAUAUUUGAUAAGGAAUCUAUCAACGACAGAAUGAAGACCAUUUUCUUUUCCGAUUUAAUAAUAUGUAGCGUACUAUUAUUCUGUAUUUUACAGUCAGUUAACACAGCUGUGACAACUAGAACACCAACUACUCCAAAACCUACCAGGGAGCCAGAUGUAAACCAUGCGAUGUUCUUUCACUACAACCCAAGGUCAAUAGAGCCUAUGCUGAUAAUACAGUUUGACGCACAUUACACUAAAGAUUGUUAUGUUAUGCCGCUAAGUCAUGAUGAUAUACAAACUAUACAGGAUCGCAUCGGAUUGCAUCACAUGGAGGAAUUUAUGAUGCAACAAAUGGCCAAGAAACAAUUUAUAUUGUGGACUCAUGACGAUUUUGAAGUGAGGGACGCUCGAUGGGAACAUUCAUGUCAUCAAGGAAACAUUUACAGAGUAUACAGAGUAUAGCUAGGAAAAGAUGUAUCACUUAUGAUUAUUUCAUACGAAAUAAAAUAACGAAAUAAAAACU